AUGAAAGAGAAGGAGCAGCGCCUCAUGACGGUCACACAGCGGAGAGAGAGAGCGGCGCCUCCUCAUCCACAGGAGAGGAUACACAGCGGAGAGAGAAAGAGAGCGGCGCCUCCUCAUCCACAGGAGAGGAUACACAGCGGAGAGAGAGAGCGGCUCCUCCUCAUCCACAGGAGAGGAUACACAGCGGAGAGAGAAAGAGAGCGGCGCCUCCUCAUCCACAGGAGAGGAUACACAGCGGAGAGAGAGAGCACCACCUCCUCAUCCACAGGAGAGGAUACACAGCGGAGAGAGAGAGCACCACCUCCUCAUCCACAGGAGAGGAUACACAGCGGAGAGAGAGAGCACCACCUCCUCAUCCACAGGAGAGGAUACACAGCGGAGAGAGAAAGAGAGCGGCGCCUCCUCAUCCACAGGAGAGGAUACACAGCGGAGAGAGAGAGCACCACCUCCUCAUCCACAGGAGAGGAUACACAGCGGAGAGAGAGAGCACCGCCUCCUCAUCCACAGGAGAGGACACACAGCAGAGAGAGAGAGCACCACCUCCUCAUCCACAGGAGAGGAUACACAGCAGAGAGAGAGCACCACCUCCUCAUCCACAGGAGAGGACACACAGCGGAGAGAGAGAGCACCACCUCCUCAUCCACAGGAGAGGAUACACAGCGGAGAGAGAGAGCACCACCUCCUCAUCCACAGGAGAGGACACACAGCGGAGAGAGAGAGCGGCGCCUCCUCAUCCACAGGAGAGGAUACACAGCGGAGAGAGAGAGCACCACCUCCUCAUCCACAGGAGAGGAUACACAGCGGAGAGAGAGAGCGGCGCCUCCUCAACCACAGGAGAGGAUACACAGCGGAGAGAGAAAGAGAGCACCACCUCCUCAUCCACAGGAGAGGAUACACAGCGGAGAGAGAGAGCACCACCUCCUCAACCACAGGAGAGGACACACAGCGGAGAGAGAGAGCACCACCUCCUCAUCCACAGGAGAGGAUACACAGCGGAGAGAGAGAGCACCACCUCCUCAUCCACAGGAGAGGAUACACAGCGGAGAGAGAGAGCACCAUCUCCUCAUCCACAGGAGAGGAUACACAGCAGAGAGAGAGCACCACCUCCUCAUCCACAGGAGAGGAUACACAGCGGAGAGAGAGAGCACCACCUCCUCAUCCACAGGAGAGGACACACAGCGGAGAGAGAGAGCACCGCCUCCUCAUCCACAGGAGAGGAUACACAGCAGAGAGAGAGAGAGCACCACCUCCUCAUCCACAGGAGAGGACACACAGCGGAGAGAGAGAGCACCGCCUCCUCAUCCACAGGAGAGGAUACACAGCAGAGAGAGAGAGAGCACCACCUCCUCAUCCACAGGAGAGGAUACACAGCAGAGAGAGAGAGAGCACCACCUUUCAUUUAACACAUGA
This is a messenger RNA of Knipowitschia caucasica, 1410 nucleotides long. Lineage: Eukaryota; Metazoa; Chordata; Actinopteri; Gobiiformes; Gobiidae. The record is from the annotation of a GenBank genome assembly.